UUAAGUCCAUUAUUUUUGUCCACCACUCUGAGUCCCUGUGCUCUGGCUCUAUUCCUCUGUAUAGUGAAGUGUAUUGGAGUUGUGUGCUUUUCUGAGUGGACUACAGUGCUUGCUGCUACAGCUGACUCUUGGAAUACUGUCCCUGGCUUCGUCUCACCUCUUUACCCACCAGCCUUGCCUGCAUUGGCUGACUGACUCACUGGAUUUUCCCCAGCUUUUCUCCUUUGCUGUGGCCCCCUGAGGCUGGUACACAUACUAUUUCAGAGAGGACUCUACCUUUCCCUCUCUGUGGAUUCUUCUAAAGGAUUUUUGUCCCCCCUCUGGGGUUUGCGUGGAUUCAGUGCAGUAUGUUGGAGAGUGUGUGUGGGUAUGUGUAACUGUGUGUGAAGUUGCGUAUACAGCUAUGUCUGAAUGAAUAAAUAAGUGUGUACUGAGAAACAGAAGGAGAAACACAGAUUUUGGUCCUGGAAUAGAUAGCUGGACAACCUGUUGGAAAGUAGUGUUGAGAAGGUAUCCAUGGGACAUGUUGUGCUUUGGACCAUUACUGGGUCAGGUGGAUGCUAAGAAGGAAUGCGGUUGCCCUGGAUAGAGAAAGAGAGGUUCCAGUGCCACUGUGAGAAGCUGCUUCAGUCCCAUCAGAGCUGAGAGGUGUACGGUACGACAGACGCAGAACGGGGGAACGCCACACAACGCCCGAAGGCUGACAUCCGAUUAGAGAGGAGAGUGACGACAACUAGCCAUCUGUUGCUACGACAACAACCCAACCCAUUUCAAUCGUAGCCGUGCCAGGCUAGUGCCAACCCCAGGACACCAUGAUGAUAGCAGUGAUGAUGAUGGUGACAUGUAGCUCCCUGCUCCUCUUGGCCUCCCAGGUCUCAUCCAGCGGAAUCCCCAAGACCAGCGCCUCCUCUUCACCCUUCUCCUCCUCCUCACACCCAUCCUCCUUUUCCUCCUCCUCCCCUCGUAUGAAGCUCUCCUACAAAGAGCUGCAGCAGUUCCACGGUGUGCGUCGGUUCGAGCUGGAGCGCUCGUGCUGUUUCAGCGCCCUGUUAUUGGACGAGGAGAGGGGACGGCUCUUCGUGGGCUCACGCAACUUCCUGUUGUCACUCAGCCUGGAUAACAUUGCCAAGCAGGAGCACAAGAUCUACUGGCCGGCCCCGGUGGACUGGAGGGAGGAGUGUAACUGGGCAGGAAAGGACAUCAACACAGACUGUGUGAACUACGUGAAGUUAGUGCACCACUACAACCGCACCCACCUGUAUGCCUGUGGAACCGGGGCCUUCCACCCCACUUGCGCUUUCGUGGAGGUGGGACAGAAGAUGGAGGACCAUGUGUUCAGGAUUGACCCAUCCAAGAUGGAGGAUGGGAAAGGGAAGAGUCCAUACGACCCCCGUCACCCUGCAGCUUCAGUACUGAUAGGUGACGAGCUGUAUGCGGGUGUGGCCACUGACCUCAUGGGUAGAGACUUCACCAUCUUCCGCAGUCUGGGGGGACGACCGUCCAUUCGCACCGAACAACACGACUCACGCUGGCUCAAUGAGCCUAAGUUUGUGGGUUCGUUCUGGGUGCCAGAGAGUGAGAACCCAGACGAUGAUAAGAUCUUCUUCUUCUUCCGGGAGACAGCGGUGGAGGCUCAGGGCCUGGGGAAGUCCACCUACUCCCGUAUUGGACAGCUCUGCAGGAAUGAUAUGGGUGGCCAGCGUAGUCUGGUCAACAAGUGGACCACCUUCUUGAAGACUCGUCUCAUCUGUUCUGUGCCGGGCAGUGACGGCAGUGACACGUACUUUGACGAGCUCCGGGAUGUGUUCCUGCUGCAGACAAGGGACAGGAAGAACCCUCUGGUCUACACCAUCUUCUCUACCUCCAGCAGUGUUUUCAAGGGAUCAGCCGUGUGUAUCUACACCAUGAAUGACAUACGUAGGGCCUUCCUGGGGCCCUUCGCCCACAAAGAGGGGCCAAACUACCAAUGGGUCCCUUUCCAGGGCAAAGUCCCCUACCCACGCCCUGGCAUGUGCCCCAGCAAGACAUUCGGCAGCUUUGAGUCCACCAAGGGUUUCCCUGACGACGUGAUCCAGUUUGCGCGUCACCACCCUCUCAUGUUUAACCCUGUGUACCCCCUGAACCGCCGGCCCAUCUUCCUGAGGACCAACGUAGACUACAGCUUCACCCAGAUCGCUGUGGACCGGGUGGGCGCCGCAGACGGGCAGUAUGAUGUCAUGUUCAUUGGCACAGACAAAGGGACGGUGCUGAAGGUGAUCUCUGUACCUAAAGAGAGCUGGAACAACAUGGAGGACCUGCUACUGGAGGAGCUAGAGGUGUUCAAGGAUGCCUCAUCCGUCAUCAACAUGCAGAUAUCCUCAAAGCGGCAACAGCUGUAUGUGGGCUCAGACACGGGGCUGGCCCAGGUUCCUCUGCAUCGCUGCAGUGUCUAUGGGAAGGCCUGCGCUGAGUGCUGCCUGGCCAGAGACCCCUACUGCGCCUGGGACGGCACCUCCUGCACCCGCUACCUACCCAACACCAAACGGCGUUUCCGUCGUCAGGACGUGAGGAAUGGAGACCCCAACACCCUGUGUUCAGGAGACCACCACAAGCACCGCGUGGCAGAGAGGAGGCUGUUUGGGGUGGAAGGGAGCAGCACCUUCCUGGAGUGUAUCCCCAAAUCCCUGCAGGCCAGAGUGACCUGGACCUUCCAGAAACACCCCCACAACCCCAGGGAAGAGCUGCGUCUGGAUGACCGCGUGCUGCAGACAGAGCGGGGGCUGUUGGUGAGGAGGGUACUGAAGCGUGACGUGGGCCUCUACCAGUGCCACGCCAUGGAGCACGGCUUCACCCAGACCCUACUGGGCAUUACCCUGGAGGUAGUACCCUCCUCCUCCUCCCCCUCCCCGCCCGCUGACCCUCUCCUUCGAUUGGACCCCCGUAGCGGAGGCGGCGGCCCACCUUCCACCAAUCAGAAGCUGUGGUACCGGGACUUCAUGCAGCUGGUGGACCACCCGAACCUCAGCACCGUGGAUCAAAUCUGCGAGCAGGUGUGGGCACGCAAGAGCGCCCAAUUGGACAAGAGCUUCCCGUCUUCUCCCGACAAACAGGCCCCGCCCAUCGGUCCCGUGAUCCGGCCCCCUAACAAGAAGUGGAAGCAUCUGCAGGACAUCCGCAAGGGGAGGAACCGCCGAACCCACGAUGGGAAACCCUUCCCACGAGCACCACGCAGCGCAGGGGAGUAAUGACAGAGAGAGAGAGGAGAGGGAGAAGGAGAGAGACUGAGGGGGGAGAGAGAGAAGAGAGGGAAGAGAGGGAAGAGAGAGAAGAGAGGGAGGAGGAAAAGAGAGAGACAAAGACUGAUAGAGACCAAGGACUUCUGGAGGGGGUCAACCACACACACAGCACCUCCUUCUUUGUGAAUAUUUAUCUUCCGUCACCCCACUAGCUACUGCCCCAUGAUGCUUCACUCUGCCCUGACCCCUGACCCCCGAUUACCACCACUUGCUUGUAUCGCCCCUUAUUAUUCCCCCUGUCUUAAUUCUAUCUGCCCCAGCUCUCAAUCCCUUUGGAUGCACUCUCCUGGAGAACUUCUGAUAGAGACCUCACAACUAGAGAAUAGACUGAACAGACAGACAGAGUCCCCAAGUUAAAAGAUGUCUCAGUGUGUGUCACUCAAUCUCUCAACUGGAAUACAACUGGCUUGUAACUGGAAUAUCAGAAUGGAAAAAGACACACAAACACACAUUUACAGCCCAAGAUGACAAUUACUUUGAUGAUGAUACGGAUUACAAAUUGUGAGAUGGACAAAAACAAUGGAUUCCACUUACCUCCAAACGCACAUUGAUCAGCGUAGAUAUAAUCACAUUUCACGUGUUUUUCACAGAGUGCAUAAUGUAGAUGUGUGCUUUGUGGCAGAUGUAGGCUUUUAUAUACUUUUUUGGUCCAAACCACUACAGAUAGGAGAACGUACUACUGUCAUUCCAGUGUAUAGAGAGAGUUCUUACAGUGAGGUGAGAUUCUGAAGCAGAGAGAGAGUGUACAGGAUCAAUACAAUGGUUCCAUUGUGAUUUUAUUUUACAAAAUGGCUGACAAGGUAGAGGAAGUGGGCGAUAUUCUACCUGUAUGUUUAUGGGGUGACAAGAAAUACGUUUUGUGUUUUAUUUAGUCAUUUAUUUAAAUGAUCUGUGUGUAUUUUCUGACUCUAAUGACUUGUGUUGUGUGCUGACACAUUUACAUGGGGGAGCUGAGAUGGUUCAAGUGACAGACUGCAUAACAUCAAUGUGGAGGUGGCAAGACAAUAGUGGGAUUUGAAAACGACAUCCCAUCUUUGGGCUAAAAGCAUGAUAUUUAUGUGUGAAAAGAAAACAUCUCGAUUUUUAUUCUAAAUGGUACAUACUUUGUUCUUUUAGGCUACACUGUUUGCCUAGGUAAAUGAUCAGUCGCUGUGUGUGUGUGUGUCUGUGUGUGUGUGUGUGUGUGUGUGUCUGUGUGCGCAUGUGUGCGUGCGUAAAUAAACGUCCCUCCUUCCCUGCUUCUUCUCUAGGCCCGUCUCUGUGUGUUAAUUAUACAGUAUCUCUUUGCUGCCUUGAGUUCAGCAAAACCCAUUUGUCCUGUAUGUGUGUACUCAUGUGAGUAGAUCGCCACCUAGUUUCCUUUCUGUGUAUAGGCUUGGUCCACUGACUUUCUGUGGUACGAUUCAAUAUACAUCAUACAUAGUAUGUUGCUGACAAGUGGCUUUUUAAAAUAAAACAUGCUUUUACUUUUUCUCCUUUUACCAGUGAAGUCUAUGAGAGCAUUUAGAUGUAUGGAAUCCUGUCUUUUAUUUAUAACUGCUUCAUAAAGAUGUAAUUAUUAACUCUUGAAUGACUGAGGCCAAUAAGUUAAGUGGGCUGUAGUUUUGUGCUCUUCAAUUGCAUGACCAAGGUUAGUGGCUAGGCAGUUGACAAUGGAGACUUUGGCUGCGUAUCUGAAUGGCACCCUAUUCCCUAGUGCAGUACUUUUGACUAGGGCCCACAGAGUGCCAUUUGGGAGACACCCUUUGAGAAGAGAGAGUGACUUGAGAAAGCACAAUGUUCAAUAUGAUUAUCCUAUGUAUUUAUGUGCACAAAUAAGCUAAUAUGUUAUGGUGGAUUUUUUUUAUUUUCAUGUAGAGACUUGGGGCUCUAUUCAAUCUAUAUCGCUGAAGCGUUACAUAUUGCGCGAUAUAAACUUAAAGGUCAUUUCCAAUUGAGAUGACAAAUGCAGUGUUUACUGUGAACACAGUCUCUGCUAACGCGGGAACAUUGCCUUUAAAUUGAAAUCAAGCUGUAACGCUAAACUUCGGCGAUACAGAUCGAAUAGAGCCCUUACAGUUGUACCAUACACGUUCUGCAAAAACUAUCAUCAUUCAAAAAAACAUUCUGUAAAUGUUGAUCCAGUUGUCCAAUUAGCAUCAUUGUUCUUCACGCUGCCCUCCAAUCGCUGAUCCUUUCUAUUCCAUGCUAUGUGACGCACCCCAACUGUGUGUGUGUGUGUGUGCGUGUGUGUUUGGGGGAAAGGAGAGCUCUUUACAUAUUGGCUAAGGAGGAGAGGUAGUCUGUAGAAACAGUUCAAAGUUCAGAGGUCAAAGUUGACAUGGUGCACUGUAUUACUUCCAGAGUACUUUGUGGAUUGUUGUGCCAGAUUGUUUUUGAUUAACACAAUAAAGUGCCCAGUUACUUUA
Messenger RNA from Coregonus clupeaformis (lake whitefish), 5683 nucleotides. Its product is annotated as semaphorin-3B. Gene Ontology annotation, molecular function: chemorepellent activity; semaphorin receptor binding. Bases 813 to 3224 code for a protein of 803 amino acids. The transcript has 18 exons. Gene Ontology annotation, biological process: negative regulation of axon extension involved in axon guidance; semaphorin-plexin signaling pathway; axon guidance. The record is from RefSeq and is a predicted model, not a curated record. NCBI's taxonomy places the organism in Eukaryota, Metazoa, Chordata, Actinopteri, Salmoniformes, Salmonidae.